Messenger RNA from Solanum pennellii, 777 nucleotides. RefSeq lists its product as uncharacterized. Gene Ontology annotation, molecular function: nucleic acid binding; zinc ion binding. Bases 1 to 777 code for a protein of 258 amino acids. NCBI's taxonomy places the organism in Eukaryota, Viridiplantae, Streptophyta, Magnoliopsida, Solanales, Solanaceae. The record is from RefSeq and is a predicted model, not a curated record. The transcript has 2 exons.
AUGUCUAAUCUCUCUAAACUUGAAUUUCUUGCUCUAGACAUAUCGGGAAAAAGCUAUCUAUCAUGGGUACUCGAUGCAGAAAUUCAUCUUGAUGCGAUGGGUCUAGCAGACACCAUCCAAGAAAAUAAUCAAGCAUCGAAUCAAAACCGUGCUAAAGCGAUGAUAUUUCUCCGCCAUCACCUUGAUGAAGGUUUGAAAAUGGAAUAUCUCACUGUUAAGGAUCCUCUGCAGCAAUACCGAGAAAUGGGAUUUAAAAAGUAUUCCGAAUUAAUUUCACAUCUCCUUGUUGCUGAACAACAUAAUGACUUACUGAUGAAAAACCAUGAAAGUCGACCUACUGGUUCUAUGCCAUUUCCUGAAGUAAAUACGGCAAAUUUUCACCAAUCUAAGCGUGAAAAAGGUCGUGGCCCCAGUCGUGGCCGUGGUCGUGGUCGAGGAAGAAAUCUCAAUCAUGGUGAUCGUCUUGCACUAAAUAAUAACAUUCAACACCAGCAGUGUAAAAAGAAGAAUGAAAAACAUGACGUAGUGCAGAAGAAAAAUUCAGACAACAAAUGUUAUCGAUGUGGAGGAAAAGGACAUUGGUCACGUACCUGUCGUACGCCAAGGCACCUGGUUGAGUUAUAUCAAGCUUCCCUGAAGGAGGUGAAAAAUAACGCAGAAGCCAACUUUAUCACGGAAGAUACUGUUGAACCCAUGCAUCUAGAUGUAGCGGAUUUCUUUGAGAACCCCGAAGGAAAGAUAGAUCACCUGAUAGGUGAUGGGUCUGUGAUAAUAUAA